GACAAGGUCUCCCACAAAUUCACAGACGCUGCUUGGACCCAGGCAGAAGUGACUUAAUAAGGUAAUUCAUCUGAUGUCUUCCCGUCUUCUCUGGACCUCUGAACCGUCAUUUAUUCUUCCCUUUCGGCCUUUCCAGUUAUUCUAUACUUACCGAUAGACUUACCGCCCUUGUUCCCGUCUCCACCAACCUACACAGCUAUUUGAAGGAAGGCACGCUGCCUCCCGUCCCAUAUUACGCUUCCAUACUAUGGCGAUCGGUGCCGUCCUCGAGCCGCUCGUGGUAGUAACCUUGCUAGUCGUCGGCACCAUCGUCAACCGGAACAGAAACUGGGCUAGUCAGUACCAACCUCUCGCCGCCAAUCGGCCGGAGCCUUGGCAGCACCUUCGAUACAACUCGGACGAGAACGACAAGGAUGUUGAGGCUGGCACAAUAAGAAAAGGAAACGAACCUUCCCCUGUGGCCUCAAGAUUGAGCAGGUCCAGUAGCUGCUCAAGCAACACUCUGGCAGAAGACAACUCAAACACGACUGCCUCGAGAUGGCGGAAACGAAGAGUGCGGUUCAUGCACUGGGAGAACGAAAUGAUGACUCCAAACACCGAGAUCUUCAAGGAUCGUUUCCUCAGCCGACUUCUCCAACGUUACCCCUUUCUUGUUGAAGUGUGGUAUUGGGCCCUGAUUUACUGGGUCUACCAGCUCGGACGCGCCUUUACGGCCGUGAGGCUGCAAACAUCAACAGUCAACACCGCCCGUAAACAUGCGCUCCAGAUCAUCCACGCCGAGCAGCGCCUCGGUAUCUUCAUUGAGCCUGUCGUGCAGCGUUGGUUUCUCGAAAGCCCUGCCCUGAUGCGAUGGACGAAUAAGACCUACUCGUUUAUCCACAUACCGGGUACUAUCCUUUACCUGAUCAUCCUCUACCACGUCACGACCGCGAGACCAAAAGAAAAAUUCCAAGACGAGCAUGGCGGCAAAUCUGUGCUUCACAACUGGAGGGAGCUCGCCCUGCCGUUUGGGCCAGCCAUUUACGAGCGAAGGAGACGAACCAUGGCCAUGUGCAAUCUCCUGGCCUUCAUCGUGUUUACCUUUUGGCCGUGCAUGCCCCCGAGGCUGCUGAGUGAUCCGACUUACACAGGCGAGUAUGCAAAGCAGGCCAAGAGCUUCGGUUUCGUCGACACGGUCCAUGGGGCGGACGGUGACAGCAGUGUCUGGACUACGAACCGAUUCUGCAACCAGUAUGCGGCCAUGCCAUCACUACAUUUCGGCUACUCCUUUCUCAUCGGCUUGACCAUCGCCACGGUCCCGCUGGGAAGACGUGGCCGCUUCGGCUGGAGACGCCUUGCCAUCGUUUGCGUCGGCAUGAUCUACCCUGCCAUCAUUCUCACCGCCAUCGUUGCGACGGCGAACCAUUUCGUCCUCGACGCGGUUGCCGGCGCGUGUGCUUGCAUUCUAGCGUGGAACUUCAACAACUUCCUGCUGAACCUGCUCCCACUCGAGGAUUAUUUCUUGGCAUUGGUGAGGAUACAUAAGCCUUGAAUGAGGUUAGGGGUAUGCGAGGUCGGAUUGCGCCAUGGACAAUGGCUGUUUGUGGAGUGUGAAGGGGUUCAUGAUCAUGGAAAUAGGGCUCUGCAUGCUUGUGGACAGGGAGGUUAAGGGACAAGACUCUGAACCCAGGAUAACGUAUGGGAAAUGGUUACCUAUUAAUUACGCACAUGGUCCCGGGAUGACUCGGUUCAGCAACUUUAAUUUAUCAC
This is a messenger RNA of Parathielavia appendiculata, 1749 nucleotides long. RefSeq lists its product as uncharacterized. Gene Ontology annotation, cellular component: inositol phosphoceramide synthase complex. The record is from RefSeq and is a predicted model, not a curated record. The coding region runs from base 248 to 1531 and encodes 427 amino acids. Gene Ontology annotation, molecular function: inositol phosphoceramide synthase activity. The transcript is spliced from 3 exons. NCBI's taxonomy places the organism in Eukaryota, Fungi, Ascomycota, Sordariomycetes, Sordariales, Chaetomiaceae. Gene Ontology annotation, biological process: sphingolipid biosynthetic process; inositol phosphoceramide metabolic process.